UGUUGAUGUGGCCCAGUUGGGUUGAAAGACCUGCUUCUAUGCUGUUUGACUGUAUCAGUGGUUCCCAACGUUUUUUAUGCCAUGGAGCCUUAUCAUUAAUUGAGGGGUUCACGGACCCCAGGUUGGGAACCCCUGCUCUAUAUCUAGAACUAGAAUCUAAGAUUAACUGGUUGAGUGAACCAUAACUGUGAUAAUAUGUUUUUAAAAUCUCAUGAUUAAUAGUAUACCUGCAAGUGGAUUUUUGAUUAUAUGACCCUUGAUCAGCCUAGUUAAUAGACUUGCUUCAUCAAAUUUACAAUGUGCAGUUUGAACCCAUUUAAAUUAAUAAUUUUAUGUAAUAAUGUUCCACCACUGUUGCUCAACUCAUAUUUGCGUCACUGUUAAAUGGCAGCGACUUCAACCUACAGAUGGAAAUAUAACCCUGUCAUUCAAUUUCCACAGAAGACUAGAAUUGCUUGCACUCUGUUCAUAUCCCCUAGAUCAGUUAUUCUUUUACUGUUUUUUCCAAAUUUAUCAGAAUCUGGUUUAAUAUCCCUAACAUUUGUCAUGAAAUUUGUUGGGCAGCAGUACAUUGCAAUGCAUAAUGAAAACUAAAGUACAGUAAAAAGUGUGUGUGUGUCUAAUAGUGCAAAAAAAGGGAAAAAUAGAAAAAGUAGUGAGGUAGUGUUCAUGGAUUCAAUUUUUAAUUCAUUUUAAUUCAUUUUUCUAUUGUCUUUUAUUGUUUUAUUUCUUGGAAGAGUUUGUGUUUCUGAAAUGUCAUUCUUGGCCCUGCCUCCUAAACUAAUUGCCAUUCUCGUCACAGCUUGUACUCCAACCUCCACUUUUAAGCUUCAGUAAAGUAGAUGGCAAGUAGUAACAGCACUAGGGAGCAGAGUAUAAAUGCAACCAAAGCUCAAUCAGUAUUAUUUUCUUGUUCUCGAAAGCUCAGUGGAACGCCCAAUUUGGGGAUGACUUGUAUGGCUCUUCCUUGCAUGUAGACCAGACUGAAAUCCAAACUUCAAGCACUGAAAAAGACAGCCCUGUGGGGUUACCAUCUCUUAGUAGCUUAACGAUCGGCAAGAGUACAAUGAGAGACCUGCCAACUACGUGUCGGUCUCACGUCAAGGUGCAACAUUUGUUUGAAGAUGCUGGAAACAAGCGAAGCAAUGCAGCUCUGCACCACUCUGAGUCCCGUACUUGUCGACCAGUGCUACCAUCCCUUAAAGAUAAGUGCCUGGAUAGUUCAGCCAUGUCGAAAUCUGAUGCCGUUUUGCUAAAGUCAAAAAUUGCUAUGUCACCAACCCAAGCCAUGAAACUGCACAUGCAUAAGCUGACUUCCUUUGAACAUCAAGAAAUUUUCAACUAUCCUGAGAUUUACUUUAUGGGGUUAAAUGCAAAAAAACGGCAAGGUGUUAUAGGUGGUUCAAACAACUGUGGCUAUGAUGAUGAUCAUGCAGCUUACAUCCUUCUGCCUCAUGACCAUAUAGCAUAUCGAUAUGAAAUACUUAAAGUGAUUGGCAAGGGAAGCUUUGGGCAGGUGGCAAAAGUAUACGACCAUAAAACACGGCAGCACCUCGCUUUGAAGGUAGUCCGAAAUGAGAAGCGGUUCCAUAGGCAAGCGACAGAGGAGAUCCGAAUCUUAGAGCACUUGAGAAAGCAAGACAAGAACUUGCAGAUGAACAUUAUCCAUAUGUUGGAGAAUUUCACCUUCCGCAACCACACCUGCAUGACCUUUGAACUGCUAAGCAUGAACUUGUACGAGCUGAUUAAGCGAAACAAGUUUCAGGGAUUCAGUCUUCAGUUGGUACGAAAGUUUGCCCAUUCCAUCCUCCAGUGCCUGGAAGCCUUGCACAGGAAUCGGAUCAUUCAUUGUGAUUUGAAGCCAGAGAACAUUUUACUAAAACAAGCAGGCCGUAGUGGCAUCAAAGUGAUUGAUUUUGGGUCCAGCUGCUAUGAGCACCAGCGUGUCUUCACAUAUAUCCAGUCACGGUUUUAUAGAGCUCCUGAGGUCAUCCUGGGCACACGUUAUGGGAUGCCCAUUGACAUGUGGAGUUUUGGUUGCAUCCUUGCUGAACUACUGACUGGGUACCCUCUCUUUCCAGGAGAAGAUGAAGGCGAUCAGUUGGCUUGUAUCAUAGAACUACUGGGGCUCCCACCCCAGAGAAUGUUGGAUCAAUGCAAGCGAGCCAAGAACUUCUUCAACUCCAAGAAUCAACCUCGCUAUUGCACUACCACCACACUUCCAGAUAACACAGUGGUUCUGAAUGGUGGUCGUUCUAGAAGAGGUAAGGUGCGAGGUCCACCGGGUACCAAGUCCUGGGUGGUCGCCUUGAAGGGGUGUGAGGAUGCCCAGUUCAUCAGCUUCCUAAAGAAAUGCUUGGAGUGGGAGCCAACCUGUCGCCUAACUCCUUCCCAGGCUUUGAGGCUACCGUGGCUAACUAGGCGUUUGCCCAAAGCAUCCACUAUGGAAAAACCAACUCCAGUGAAAUGUACGCCAGAUAGUUCCUUGCCUGGAAUUAUUUCCAAAUUGCCCUCAACUAUUGGCCACUCUGGCAAACUAAGGACCAAUUUGGUGCAAGUUGCUGAUUCAAAUGGAAAUAGUAUACCUCUACGUACUGUGCUUCCAAAAUUAGUUAGCUAAUGCUCUGGUGUGCUGCCAAUUAAACCCAAGAACGUGUCAAUUGAAAAAGUUUCUUUAUACAGGUCUUUUUCCUGGCAAAAUAUUUAGCAGAUAUUCAUUAUGUAUUUCAUCCUGGAAAAAGUCUUUUCCAAGUUGCAUUAAAGUGCAUAAAAUUAUUCUUUAUCCAUUUGACCCUCAUGAGACUAUUGUAGUUUUUAAUAUUAAAAUAUGAAACCCCUACUACAUUGAGAGCAAUAUGAAAUAACUUUUUCCUGAAGCCUCACAGGUUUGUCAAUAAUAUAUAGUAGUGAAGUCAAGUCUUGUUCUUUAUCAGGCUCCGCUCAAAACUGCUACCAACUGUGCCCUAAAGAUUUUAGAAGUUAGGAUUUUAAAAGAACCAUUGCUCUUUCUGCAGUACAAUUCUGUUUGACAAUGCAAGAGUGAGAAAUCACAUCCACUCUCCUGUUCUUGUACCUCAUUAUGACCCGUCAAAGUGUGAGGCUUGAUGUGUUGCUGCCAACAUGUUCAUUCACUAGUAAUUGGACUUUUAACAGUCAGGUGCAGGCCACAUAGAUUUCCGGAGUACACCGUUGUAUGCAGUUCAGUGUAUCAGAAAGAUGAUCGUAUAACUUACACAAUUCACUUGACAAUUGGUACUAGAAUUCAUUUCAUUUUCACUCUUGACUGGUGAAAUCUUAGGGUAUCAGCCAUUGCCUUAAUAUAACAUAAGGCUUUAGCACACUGAGCAAAUCCAGUGGCUAUGUGAUGACAAACCUUUUAAAAUAAAUCAGGACUUCAACUUGCUUAGCUGAGAGUUUACUCCAGACUGAUAAACACAUUCAUCUGAUUUCUUAGGCAAGAAUAUUUCAAGUUUGCUUAUUUGUUGCAUGUCCAUGUCUCAUCCGGCUUAUCCCUUUUAUAUUUGUUGAAAAAUUUAUUUUGAAUUAAGUUUCGACAAUUGGGCAACUUUAGAUUGAGUUAGACCAGUCAAGUUCUAAUAUUUUUUUCUGUGAAGAAAAUUGUUUUUUACUGUGCCUCUACAAUGCAGAGGGGUUUAUUGUGUAAACUUUUUAAAUAUCUAGAUACGUUAUAAACCUAUGGAAAUUUGGUCCAUGAAGAUUAAUUGCAACUGCUAAGUAAGCAAGCCAGAACAACAAUAGUGUACAGUAGAAGCUCACAUUGUGCUAAUGGAUUUGGGCAGUAGCAUUGAAGCUUGGCUGGCAUUAAUUGCUCGCCUGACCUUGUAAAGUUAAUGAUAAAUGGCAAAUUAAAAUCUGUAUGGUUGCAAGAAAACAAUACAUUAACAUAACAAAGGUGCAGUUUCGACAAAGCGCAAACUUUUUGACCUUUGAUAAAUGUUACCCCAGAACUUGAGCCUUAUUUAAAAAGCUUUAAAACAUUUUUUGGGGAAGUAUAACCCAUCCUCUAACCAGCUCUUAGUGGUUGUAAAAUGUAGACUUCAUCAGGCCAGCAAAUGGCUGCCUACUGUGCAGAUAUUCUCUGAGAUGAGACCAUUCUUCUUUGGGUCCAAUCCAGAAAUCAAAUCCAAACUUGACAACUUUCAAAUUCCAGUUUAAAUUGUCCAACUGGUUUUCUCUCACUCCCUCAUUCUACCAUUAAAUGAAUUUUAGAUAUUGUUGCUAAACAGUUUAUAUACUUUUCACUGGAUUUUUUGAAGUCCUGUUCUUGAUCCACAUAGCCUUGCUUGAACACAGCAAAGGAAGAUUUGGAUAUUUUCCUCCUUUAUUAUUGUGUUCUUCUAUGGUUGAAAUAAUUCAUCAGUACUGAUGACUUGUAUGUUGAAGUGAAGAUCCAGACUGCUAAUUUUUAAUAAAUUGAGGAAAGACCUUGGAAAUGAUUCCUCCUCCUCUAUAAACUUAAGUCAAAUCCAACAGUUAACCAAUUUAAAUGGAUCUUUUGGAUUAGUUUUAGGAAAUGUGAUAUUUGUUCAUUGAAAUACUUUAUGUGUAAAUUUGAAAUUCCCAUCUUUGGUCAAGAGAGUAGACUGGCAAUGUACAAAGCGCUAUGCUGGAAGAGGUUAUUGUGAUGUGGACAGUUCUUGCUGCUGUUCCUAGGCCCUGAUUAAUAACACAUGCCCACCUCUGAUUUAACCGAACCGGAAGCCUUGGUGAAAGGGCGUUAAUCCUGCUGCCUCUUGGUGGUAAACUUGUAUAAUAUAAAACAAUUGUUGUACCUGCCAGACAAGAUAUAAAUUAUUCUGCAUUGUAAAAUUUAAUGGAACUUGUUACCUGAACGUCGUAAAUCUCGAACUGCCAAAAUUCUUAAUGAAACAGUGCAUAUUCUGAAGUAAAUGUGAACUCAUUUUAUUUUCUCCCUAAAGUGCUGCUCUAAAUGCAAAAUAAUCGCAUUGCUUACACCCUGCAAUCUGGUUCUUGUAGAGACACAAGAGAUUCUGCAAAUGCUGGAAAUCUAGAGCAACACACAGAAUGCAGGAGAAACUCAGCAGGUCAGGCAGCAUCCAUGGAGGGGAAUAAGCAGCUGCCAUUUUGGGCCAGGUCGUCCUGAUAUAGGGUCUUGGCCUGAAACAUCAACAGUUUAUUCCUCUCCAUAGAUGCUGCCUGACUUGCUGACUUUCUCCAGCAUCUUGUCUGUUGCUCUUGUUCUUGUGUUGUUCACAGCUCGGUUGUACAUCCUGAAAGAUCUGGCAUUUCUGCAAUCUCUAAUUGCAGCAGGUAAAGCAAUCACAUCAAUUACUUUACUGUUUGGAAUGUAUAGAGUUUCAACAAGUAACAUCGCACAGUUGUUAUGCCACAGAAAGACAUGAUUAAUCUAGAAAAUGUAUAGAAAAGACUCACAAAGGUGUUGCCUGGAUUGUAAGUCCUGAGUUACAAAGAUAGGCUGUGUCUGUUUUCCCUGAGCAAGGGAGACAUUGAUAGAGAUGUGAAAAGUUAUGAAAGGCAUAGAUAAAGUCAACAGCCAGAACCUGCCCAUGCUGGGAGUAGCUAAAAGCAGAGGGCACCAUUUUAAGAUGAGAGUGUGGUGGUUUAAAGGAGAUGAAGGGUAAAUUUUCGUCACAACGGGGAGUUGGAUCUGAAGUGAGCUGCCAGAGGUCGUGGUGGAGGUAGGAAUAGUGACAACGUAUAAAAGGCAGCUGGAGAGGUACUUGGAACUAUUGAGGUAUAGACUUACAGAGGUUCCUGACUUUUUUUAAAGCAGGGGGUCCGUGAGCCCCAGGUUGGGAAUCUCUGGUAUAGAGGAAUUUGGAGUUCAUGCAGGCAAGUGAAAUUAGUAGGCACGAUGUUUGAAAUGAAUAUGGGCCAAAGGGUCUGUACAGCUUUGAAUCUGUGAAGCCAUUUGGCCCAACGAAGAUGGAACAACAGAGAUCGUUACUGGGUCUGUAUUGCUCAUUGUGAAUGUUUUUUUAUUUGGAAGGGAAUGUAAAUAAGCUAGUUCAUAAGUCUGCAGGUGACAGCAAAGUUGACGACAUGGUAGACGGUGAAGAAGAUUCACAGCAGGUUGUAGAUAAUCAGAAAAGUGAGUGAGCAAAAGGCAGGUGGAAUUUAAUUUUGGCAAGGGUGCUAUGAUGCAUUUUAGGAAGUACAAGGGUCUUUAUCUGUGGCUUAAACUCUGAAUCUGAAUUAGAGCCUGGUGAUUUACGACCUAAGAAUUAUACGGGCCCCAUGCAUUACAGUAUUAUAAAUUAAUUUGAAGUUGAUAAUGUUGCGAAUCCUUAAGUAAUGCCUCAAAGCUUGAAGCACAUCUAUGUUAUAUGAAUGGUUUUUGAUUUGAGAGGUGGGUAGAAUAGAAGGCAUUACAACUGGUCCAUUUGUUUUUCUUAGACUGUGAAAAGUGAAGUUGUGUAUUUGGUGUAGGCUUUUAAUGUUUUUACCUUAUUGACGGUUAAUUCAUAAAGCAAUAUUGAAGAUGUCUUCUUCACAUGCUCAGCCCGUUGGUAGAGUGAGUUAGUAGAGUUCAGCAAUGAGUUCACCACCCAUUACAGUGAAGGUGAAAAUUGCCCCCUGAUGCUAGUUGAACAGCAAAACUGCAGUGUUUUGCCAAAAUCCCUAUUCAGAAGUUGAAAAUUUUCAGCCAGAUCAAUAAUCAUUCUUCUUCUGCUUUAAUAAGUGAUAUAAAUUAAUUGAAUUUCAGGAUGUAAAUCUUUCGACAAGAGCUCUGACCAGAAAGAUUACCAGCAACAAUAGUGAAAUUAUCAUUCAGAUCAAUGCUUCAAAAGGGCUUAAACUGGCAAGGAAGCAGCUGGAGUUUGUUCUGUUCCUGUAACAGCACUGGACAAUCCGGGGAAAUGCAAACCAAUUGGAAACUUCCAAAGCUUUUGUGCCUACAAUCAGUGUGCUGUUCUUUAACACUAAAAUAGCUAGGCUUCCUGUUCCUCUUGUUGUUUUUAUGGGCAGGUUGAUGGAUUCUGACAUUUCUAGAAUGUUCCCAGCUAUUGGGACCAGAAAAUACUGCCAUCCAUUUCUGGGAAAUAUGCCAGAAUCUACCAUGAACUGUUCUAGGAAGGUUAGUAAGAUAUGGAAACAGUUACAUAUCCGUGAUAUAAACACAAGAGAUUGUGUAGAUGCUAGAAAUCCAGAGCAACACGCACAAAAUGCUGGAGGAGCUCAACAGUUCAGGCAACAUCUUCAUCAGCACUUGGCCUGAAAUAUAGACAUUCCUUUCCAUAGAUACUGUCUGACCUGCUGAGUUCCUCCAGCGUUUUGUAUGUGUUAAUCUACAUAUCUCCAAUUCCUUAAUAUUGGAUUCCGAUUACACAGUGGUUUAAAAUUUAUUUUUGCCAGUCAGUCUGGUAUCUCCUUGCAUUCUGUGAACUUAAACUAAAAUCCUGCAUCAUGCAUUGGGAAGCAUGACAUACUGUAUAAAUGUAUUUCCUACUUUUAAAUGUCACUAUUUAACAUGAAAUCUAACUUCCCAGUUAGAUUUAAAUCAAAGAUUUAAUGUCUGUGACCUACAUUUUCUUCUAAAAAUAAAGGAAAAGAUUCAUUGACGAAACUCCUAGAUCAUUGAGAUUUUAAGGAUUUCUUAAAAUUUUCAUUAAAAGGAAUCAAAAUCUGUCAAUCAAGAUCUCGUGCCCCUCGGUCUUGAAGUGGGUAAAUGGAAAAAUAACUCUUCUAAGGAACAAUAUUAUCAUAAGACAUAAGAGCAGAAUUAGGCCAUUCAGCCCAUCGACUUUUCACCAUUCCAUCAAGGGUGAUUUAUUAUCCCUUUCAACUCCAUUCUCCUGCCUUCUCCUGUAACCUUUGACACCCUUACUAAUCCAGAAGCUAUCAACCUAGAUAGUAUUGCCAGAGUGUGAAAUAUAAAUUGCCUUACUUGAUUUUAAUAGCAAUACAUUUUUCUACCUUAUUGAAAAUUAAUAGAGUAUUAAAACAAAAUUUGACAUCAAGACUGAAGAGCUAUUAAUUUAGGGAGCAUUUUGAAGUGGAGAGCUGGUAAUUUAUUUAUUUAGAGAUACAGCACAGAACUCAUCCAACGAGCCGCUCCACUCGGCAAUCCACUUUAACCCUAGACUAAUCACAGAACAAAUUUUGCAAUAGCUAAUUAACCUACUAGAUGUCUUUGGAUCAUGGGAGGAAACGGGAACAUCAGGCGGAAACACAUGGAUGGUCAUGGGGAGACUAACAAAGUCUUUACAGAAUGGAACUCUGAACACCCCGAGUUGUAAUAGCAUUGCCCUAACCACGACACCUUAGAGAGGUAAUUCCAAAGUGUAACGUGUUGAAAGAGUUGAAUCCAGGGUCAGUUGCAGUGAAGUUGUGGGGCAAAAAUAAUAAAAAUGCCCCUUGGGGUUUACAUUUAAAUUAGAUUUCCAUAGAUAUUGAUCAUUUAAAUUUAAAGAUUAUCACAUUUUUGAGGGAUGGAAAAAAAUAAUUGGUCAACCUGAAUGUGUACAAUAAUUUUAAGAAUCGCCUCCACUUUCUGAAAUAAAUUUUAGAUUUUGAGACUACCAAUGUUAUCCUUUAGUUUAAAAAUGUUAUUUUAGCCUGGGAAUUAUUCCACUGUUGUCUUUAAAUUGAAAAGUUACGCAUUCCACUCCUGAGACUUAGCAUGCAAAUAUAGACGGAUACUCCCUCUGCUCACCUGAGUGAAAAGCUUCCUUGUGGAAGAUGCCAGCCUUCAGAUAAGCCAUUAACCCAAGGCCCCACUUCUGUCAGGCAGACAUUGUCCCAGGGCACAUUCUCCAGGGUGGUCAGCAUAUCAUAUCCUUGGUGCAAUCAGAAAAGCAUAAGUGCCUGGUGAUUAUUACAUCACUAUUAGAGGAGCUUGUGUCCAAAUUAGCUGUCCUGUAUUCACUAUUAAAAGAUUGGCUGUGAAACACUCUGGGACAUCCCAAAGAAAAAAAGGUGCUUAUUGGAGUGGAGUUUACUGUUACUCAGACAUGGGGAAAAAAUACUAAAACUGGUUUUCAUUGUGUGGCAGGAUUGUUUAAAGUAUUGAUAAAUCAAAUAAUGCCAAAUGUAGCUUGGAUUUUUAAAACACAAAAACAAAAUACUACAGUUGCUGGAUCCUGAAGUAACAUUAAAUGCUGAAAAUUUUCACCAGACCUGAACUGCUUCCAAGAGUUUGUUUUUUUAAAAGGAGUGCCUUCUAUAUUAAGCACAAAUACUAUUUUAUGAGAUUUGCCAUUGUGCUUUGAAUGUUAAGGCAUAUAAGUACAAAUGAUUUAUUCCUUCAUUAGCCAUUUUUGCUGAAUGUUGGACUUGAGAAAGCCUUCAAUCAAUGCUUUUUAAAUAUAUUGCCAAUUUCUUAUCAUUCAUUAUGCUAUCUGUGACCAAAUGCCCUGUGUGCAUAUACACAAGACUUAAAAGAGCUAAUUAAUGCUGGUCAUCAUCAUCACCAUCAUUAUGUGCCAUGUCAUAUGACAUGAGCAAUCAUGGUCUAUCCAUGACCAUGAUUGUUCUUAGCAAAUUUUUCUGCAGAAGUGGUUUGCCAUUGCUUUCUGGGCAGUGUCUUUACAAGAUAGGUGACCCCAGCUAUUCAGAGAUAGUCUGCCUGGCGUCAGUGGUCACAUAACCAGGACUUCUGAUGUGCACCAGCUGUUCCCAUGGCUUCAUGUGACCUGGUCGGUUGGGGGGAUGGUUGUGGGAGUAAGCAGGUGCUACACCUUGCCCAAGGGUGACCUGCAGGCUAGUGGAGGGAAGGAGCACCUUACACCUCCUUUGGUAGAGACGUAUCUCCACCCCCACCACCCACUAUUUAGUGCGAGUAGUGACUUACACAGCAAGACACUGUUAAGGUAUAUGUGGUGUACAGAACAUAAGGCCCCACUGAAAACUUAAAGGGAACCAGAGCAAAAUGACUUUGAUCUCCUAGGCUUAAAACUUAUCACUAUAUCUUGCACUGUGCCUUAGAGAAGUGACACAGUCACUGUGAUAUUUUGGAAUAUUUGAUCAGCCCUUGGAUGCCAUGAUAUAUCAGUGGCAAAUAACAAUGUACUGCUAUUGUAAAAUAAUUGCUUUUUGGGUUUUGUUGAUGGAAGUGGAUGAUAUUUUAAAGGAAAAAAAGUCUUAAAACUAGUUUGCAAAUUGAAUGUUAUUGGAUUCUUACAUUUGUUAUCUGAACUUCUUUGGCACUGUUGGACAGAACUAAAUUAACUGCAGGUUGGGGAAGGCUUUCACUAAGGGGAAUUGCUGUGACAUGUGCAGACUGUUACUUCAAACAUACUUGCUGAGAUCUGAUCCAGUUUUCUAUGUUGUACCUUGGCAAUGGAAAAAGUUGGUAUUAAAAAGUGUUUCUAGUACGUUUACAACAAAUCACUUGUCUUGUUUCAUUUUUAACUUCUGCAUAUUGAAAGUGGUUUGUUGACAAUAAAUAAUCAAGAGAUGCUUCUCAAACGUACUUUACCUGGUGGGUUCCAGACAGAUGUAGAACAGUACAGGGUUUUCGGCUU
Messenger RNA from Mobula hypostoma (lesser devil ray), 10469 nucleotides. RefSeq names its product dual specificity tyrosine-phosphorylation-regulated kinase 2-like. Gene Ontology annotation, molecular function: protein serine/threonine/tyrosine kinase activity; ATP binding; protein serine/threonine kinase activity. Lineage: Eukaryota; Metazoa; Chordata; Chondrichthyes; Myliobatiformes; Myliobatidae. The record is from RefSeq and is a predicted model, not a curated record. The transcript is spliced from 3 exons. Gene Ontology annotation, biological process: peptidyl-serine phosphorylation; peptidyl-threonine phosphorylation. Gene Ontology annotation, cellular component: cytoplasm; cytoskeleton; nucleus. The coding region runs from base 1067 to 2620 and encodes 517 amino acids.